Molecule: messenger RNA, 2195 nt
Organism: Poecilia reticulata (guppy)
Lineage: Eukaryota; Metazoa; Chordata; Actinopteri; Cyprinodontiformes; Poeciliidae
Source: RefSeq, a predicted model, not a curated record
GUUAAAUCAACACUGGGAUGUUUGCUGUGCACAGUGUUUGGGGGGCAUCCUGUGGGGGGACAAAUCAGGCCAUGUGGAUUUUGGUCAGGGGGAGAUUUGUAUUGACUUUUCAAAUGAAACUCAUUGUUUAGAAACAGUCAGUCAUGUCAUGCGGACAAAGAUCAUGACAUCACUCAAGACUUUGUGAUGUCAUACUCAAUGGCUUUGAAUAUGACAAAGACACUGAUGACAACUCAGACUUCCAAGGAGUUCCAAGAUAGAUUACGUUCUCUGAAAAUGUGUCCAGAGUCUUAAAACGAUUCCUAUACAAAAGGAAAAUGAAACGUUCAGCAGAAGAUCUGCGAACCAUGGACAAGUCGGAUCAACUAACUGACAAUGAUCCCCAAUCCCACAAGAAACUCAUGAAAAAUGAGGGUGAAAGAGCCAGAGAUGCAACAAGACCAUCCAUACAGCAAACAGGCAAUUCUCCUUCCAACGACAAAAAAAAACAUACUGAAAAGGAUUUACAACUAGAAAACAUAUCCCUGCAGAAGGAAAUGAGAGCGUUAGAGGUAAAAUGUUUUAAACUUUCUAACAAAUGUAAAGGGCUUUCGACCAAACUUCAGGAACGUGAUGCUAGAAUUCAGGAUAUAGAAGAUCAGUUAAAAAGUACAAAAUCUAGUCUUGCAGAGAAGACAAAUUCUCUGAUGCUUGUAACAGCACAAAGGCGAGAUUUAACUGAUAAAUUGGCAGCGAUGAAGCUCUACAAAGAUAGAGCAUUGAUGGCUGAGAAACAAGUCUCAGAGCUCACCGAUAAAAACCAAAAAUUGAAAGUACAACUAGACUUGUCUCAUCAAAAAGCAAGCACAUAUAGAGAUGAAUUAGAGACCCACAAAGAAGAGCUUUAUAAGCAUUCAGAUCUCUUGAAAGCUAGAGAUAACACAAUUAGCCAUCUUAACAUCUCGUUGGAUGUAAAACAAAGGCAAAUCGAUGCUCAGACAGAGGAAAUUAAAAGACAACGCAAACUUGCAGAAGAGAAUGAAGUUGAGGCGAGAAGAAAUCGCCAAAACGAGGAAACAUCAAUGAAGCGAAUAAAACACAAAGAUGAAGAAAAUUUGAGUCUACGAAAGGAAGUCACGGGACUAAAAAAGGCUUUGAGUGAAACUGAGAUCAAGUUGUCAAAACAAGAUGUGAAAUUCCAAAUCCUCCAGGAAUACCUUAAAAGUGCUCAGACAGAAAAAGCAGACUUGCUGAAAGAAAAACGAGCUCUAGAACAUUCUACAGCUUAUCAUGAGAAAGAGAUUGUCGAAACACAGAUAGUCCUGCAAAAGUUCCAGCAAAACAAUUCGUUUCUUAAGGAUCAAAUGCAGCAGCUCAAGGGAAAGCUGGCUGACGAGAUUCGCAGCAGCAAGAAAAAUAAGAUAAAAUUUGAAAAAGACCUCCUGCAGAAACAGGAAGAGUAUACCAAACUUAAGACUCAGACAGAAGACACUCUGACAAAAAACAGGAGAGCCACAGAAGCAAUUUUCUGUARUGAGAGAAAAAUUGGAAUACUGGCAGACACAGUACGUGAACAGGAAUCUAAGAUUAUGGAUCUAACCAAGGAAGUUCUGAGACUCUAUGAGAAUGACGACACGAAAAAUGAUCAACUCAGAAAGUGCCGCUCUGAGAACCACAGAUUGUCCACAAAGCUGAAAAUGAAAGAAGAAGAAAUUAAGAAUCUCAAGCUUGAGGAGGAGAAGCUGCUGGAGACUGGACAAUACUGGAAAGGCAUAUGGGAAAGGGAGGCGUCCCACAACAGCAAUGCACAGUGGCUAACCUCUCUACGAGAGGACCACAGCAACCUCCCUGAACAAGCCCCAGUAACCAUCACUGUGGUAGAUGUCCAAGAAAGAGUCUCGGGCCUGAACCCCCUCAGCCAAAUCAUCAGCAAGAUUGGCUAUGGAUACCGACUCAAGAAUGGGGCCACAAUCAGUCACCUCCUCUACAUGGAUGACAUCAAGCCUUACACCAAGAGCGAGCGAGACAUCGACUCACUGAUCCACACCACCAGGAUCUACAGCACUGACAUUDGGAUGUCAUUCGGACUAGAGAAGUGUGAAGGAACAAUAGCAGACAUUGAGGACAGUUACAAGUACCUCAGGAAACCACAAGCAAAUGGCAACCUCGAUGAGGUCACAAGAAAGGAGCCACAGCUAAAUACCUCCAACGAAUAA